Molecule: messenger RNA, 1833 nt
Organism: Mobula hypostoma (lesser devil ray)
Lineage: Eukaryota; Metazoa; Chordata; Chondrichthyes; Myliobatiformes; Myliobatidae
Gene: armh1
Product: armadillo like helical domain containing 1
Exons: 11
Coding region: 126-1376 (416 amino acids)
Source: RefSeq, a predicted model, not a curated record
AGAUAACAGCAGGGAGAAUCGCCGAUCUCCAGGUCCAGAGAGCAGUUUGGCCAGUACAGUAUACUGAAUGGUCGGUGGAUCGGUCUUCGUGAAAACUAGCUGCUAAGAUAUCUGGUUCUUGGAAAAUGGCCUCAUCAAAAGAGCAAGAAGAUAUUUUCAAAUUUAUGGUGUUUUUGCAGAAGUGGGACCAUGGCUCCAAAGCUACUCGACAACAUAUACUGAAUGAUUUUAUAAAUACGAGUAGAGGCAAAACAAGCCCAGAGCUGGAAUUACAAUUUGCUCAAGGAGCUAGUUUAUUUCUCACUAGGUUGACGGCAUGGCUCAGAAUAACUUACAUGGUUGGUACUUGUGUAACUGAGCAAUUACAGGCCAUUGGUAUAUUUUUAUCAGCAGCAAGUGGUCAUCGAUAUCUGGUAGAAGUCUUAGAAGUUGGCGGCCUUUUGACACUUCUGGAGAUUCUGAGGCUAAAACAAUUGCAAGAGGAUGCCAAAGGAGAAGCAUUAAAAUUGCUUCAGAUUAUUGCAAAUGCUGGAAGAAAAUACAAAGAAAUAAUCUGUGAAAGCUAUGGGGUCAGAAACAUUGCAGAAUGUUUAGCAAACUCGGAAGUGGAAAAGACCCAAGAACAGGCUCAGAUCUUAUUAGAACAAUUAGCUCAAGGCAAUCCAAAAUAUCAACUGCAAGUUUACAAAGGACUAGUGGCAUUAUUGCCAUGCACCUCCCCGAAAGUUCAACAAAUGGCUCUUCAAGCACUGAGGACUUUACAGAGUGUUGUGAAGAUGGUGCAUCCUUGUAUUGUGGAACCACUCUUGGACAUACUGCGAUCCAUACAUUAUGAAGUGCAUUAUGAAGUAAUUGAAUUCAUCAAGAUACUCCUGAAUUAUAAAGUACGUCCAGCUUUGCUUGAAGGAUUAGUUGCACGACUAACUCCAUCAUUGGACAACAUAAAGAAUCGACCAAAGAUUCUUUACGAUGAACCCGCAUCAAACCUUGUAGAAUCCUCACCAUUAUACGUACAACAAGCUGCAGCAGCAAAAGUUAUAGGCAUAAUAAUGAAAGAAUCUACUGAGGUGGCUGAGGAAUUGCUGCAUCUCCGAGUGGUACAUCACCUCAUGAUUGCCAUGGGGAACCUGGAAUAUGCAGACAGCCAGAUACAAGCUUGCAUGGCAUUGGAAUACCUGAUUCAUACAUUUCCAGUCGUGGAAGAACAUGUACGAAAAGCCAUGGGAGAGUCACUGUAUGAAUUAUAUAUGAAAAAUCCAGAGAAUUUGUACUUGAAAAUGGACUCCAUCCAAGCUGUUGUUUUGGUUGACAACAAAGUCAAUAUUCCAGGAUGUAAGACAGUGCUAAUUUUACACUUUAGAAAUACUGAAAAUUGAAUUUACAUUUUUUAUCAUUUAAAUGAUUGCUUUAGCACAAUGUAAUGUUUUACCUCUGCAGUUGAAGGAGAACCAGAAUAACCAAGCUGUCUGCAGCAACACAAUAAGAUGAAGCUAUUUUUAUGCAAAGUAAAAAUUUUCUGAAUUAAUUACAUUUUCAAAUAAAUGUUAGAGACAAAGAAUUGUAGUGCUUGGACUAUUUCAAGAUAUUUUCUGUUCCAUUGAAAAACUCCAUUUUAUUGACAAGACAAUGCACGAUCAACUAUCAAGCUACGGCUGUUGAACUGUUUUUAACAAUGUGAAACUUCAUCAAUGAUGUAAAUUCACAUCUCUUCACAAACAGAUUUGUCUAUUAAUAAAAAACACUACUUUUGCAAAAUGUAUAAGUACAUUGUCUGGCUUCUCUAAACAUCACAUGAUUCCUGUAUUUCAACUUGCUAAUAAAAUUGAGCAAUCU